Messenger RNA from Strigops habroptila (Kakapo), 3281 nucleotides. RefSeq names its product ras homolog family member V (gene RHOV). Gene Ontology annotation, biological process: small GTPase-mediated signal transduction. Bases 203 to 898 code for a protein of 231 amino acids. The transcript is spliced from 3 exons. Gene Ontology annotation, molecular function: GTPase activity; GTP binding. NCBI's taxonomy places the organism in Eukaryota, Metazoa, Chordata, Aves, Psittaciformes, Psittacidae. The record is from RefSeq and is a predicted model, not a curated record.
GGGCGGGCCUAGGGAAAUGGAGCGGGUUUUGGGCGCGGGGCGGCAGGUGUAGCGAUGAGCAGCGGUGCUGGGCGGGCUGGAGAGGCUGGUCCCGCACGGCAGCAGCCCCGACAGCAGCCCGCCCGCCCGGGCAUGGCAUUGGCCCCGCCGCGCCGCUCCCUGCGCUGAGCCCCGCUGACCCACCGCUGCGGGUACCGCUGCGAUGCCGCCUCAGGAGCUCCUGGACUACUCGCCCGCCCUGCGGAGACACAGCCCCCCCCGGGGCAGCGGCCCGGAGCUGGGCAUCAAGUGCGUGCUGGUGGGCGAUGGCGCCGUGGGCAAGACCAGCCUGGUCGUCAGCUACACCACCAACGGGUACCCCGACGAGUACCAGCCCACCGCGCUCGACACCUUCUCCGUGCAAGUCCUGGUGGAUGGAGCCCCAGUCCGGAUCCAGCUGUGGGACACCGCUGGACAGGAGGACUUUGACUGUUUGCGCUCGCUUUGUUACCCUGACACCGACGUCUUCCUUGUCUGCUUCAGCGUGGUAAAUCCAAGCUCCUUUCAGAACAUUACUGAGAAAUGGAUCCCCGAGAUACGAACUCACAACCCCCGGGCACCAGUGCUGCUAGUGGGGACGCAGGCAGACUUGCGGGACGAUGUCAAUGUCCUCAUCAGCCUGGAUCGCUACCAUGUGAAGCCUGUGCCCCGGCCUCAGGCAGAAGGUCUAGCUGACAAAAUCCGGGCUGAAGCCUACCUGGAAUGCUCAGCACUGACCCAGAAGAACCUCAAAGAAGUUUUUGACAUGGCCAUUGUCAGUGGUGUUGAGCACAAAGCACGGCAGGAAAAGAAGAUGACUGCCAAAGGCAUCAAAACUCUCUCCAAGUGCCGCUGGAAGAAGUUCUUCUGCUUUGUCUGAAGCUGCUUUGGGGAGGGGAAGAAAGAAACACCUAUGCCAGUAUUGGCUCUGCACCUUCUUGGAGUGACUGCUCCUAUGGCCCCAGUGAGGAGGGUAUGAUAAGCUGCUGGGCUUGGAAACCUGGCUCUUGCUGGGUUACAGUAUCGGAUGCCUAGGAGACACUAACUGGAUUUCCAUUGUGCUGGGAUGUGGAAUGGUCCAGGCAGCUAUAAGUACCUGCUGGACAUGUCUGUAGUGUCCCAGACUAAUGGGAGCCUUUCAUACAUCACAACUCAGUACCUCAGAACAGGCAGGUUCCUUACAUUGUUCAGAAUGACCAGUUUUCUGUCUGAGGCUAACACAGAGUUCCGACGCAGCAUAAUAAAUGCGAGGGACUUGUGAAGUCUGCCUAUGUUUUGCCUGAUUUACAGGCUUGGCAGAGAGUAGAGCAGUUACAGGCGACUGCAAAGUGAUCAGACAUGGGAUGCAGAGUUUGUAAUGAGAGAUUUGGGAUCCCCCUCUGAUUCUGCUUGCCAAAAUAGGUACAAGUCACUUAGCUGUGAACAAGUAGCGCUCACUCUUAAAGGCCCUGUGUUGUGAGUACCCUUGAGAAGGUUUUCGCAAAUAAAGACCAUUAGCAGGCACUGGGAGCUACAGUAAUUCUUUAAGCAAAAUGUUCUCUGAGGGGACUCUGUAGUCCAAUGGAUGCCAGUGCUAUAGUCCUAUCUCAAGAGGUAGUCAUUAACUUGGGAACCUAUUUUGAAAGGCCUUGUGUGUGUGUGAUGUUUGGAGAGAAGGAAAAGGUGAGGAACAGUGAUGAGUGGCUCUAUCUGUCUAGCAGAGACAAAACUGUCAGCAAAGGGUUUAUAACAGUACCAAGAGGUGAAAUGUGGAUGGAGAGCCAUGUGUGUAAUGAAAGAAGAGACGAAUGUAAUGAAAGAAAAGGAAGGGAAUAAAAAGGGAAAAGAGAGAUGGAAGGAAGAAAGGGAGAUGGAGAAGGAAAGAAGAAUGAACAUUGUUAAAUGAAAGUUGUGAUUCUACUUAGUUGAGAUGCUGAUAUUCAGGGAAUCUUCUAAGGACCUGGAAAAUUUGCUUGUGAUCUCAAUUUCAAAGUAAAAUUGUCCAUACAUUGAGUUCUGAAUCAAAAGAAGGGGGUUGUAGUGAGAAAGUUUCUUUUGGUCAGUAAACCCCUCAGUUUCAGAUCUACGCAGGAGAACAGAAUUUACCUUGUACAGUUCUUUCUGAGGCUGCAGAACAGGAAUGAAGGGCUCAGGGCUUCUUUCCAUUAUGCUUCCCUUUCUUAAAAGUCACUGUUUGAUCUGUUGAAAUCAAAAGAAAGGAAAUCCAUGAAGUUGCUGCCAGAGAAAAACAUUCACUAUGUUUGCUCUGUUCCCCUCUCACCUCUUUCCCAGGGGUUUCAUUUCCCAGUGGAUCUAUUCACAUUUUAUUACAGAACUUGCAUGAAUUUCUCAAACUUCUUUCACAGACAUUUCGUUCUGGUUUAUGUAGCAGAGAGUAUGACAGGUCUGUCAGGCAAUGCCUUCAAUACUCAGGGUAUUAUCUGCAUCUGGCCAUGGCCCAUCAGUUUGGGAACACUCUGGAGAAGGUGACAUAGCUGUGGAUUAUUUGCCCUGCUCCGAAACCCAGCAUACCUGAGCUAAGUGGGCCCGUAAAAAACACGAAGUAACGCAGUAUGGCUCUGGAUCCAAACAAAUGCCCAAAACAUCUCUCACAACCAUUUCUCUUCGUGGUGCAGCUCAUGUAGUCCCCAGGACAUGAGACAAGCCUGCUGUCUGCAUGGGCAGUAUGACAGUAUGAAAGAGGUGGGCAGGUCUUGCAAAGGGAAGUGGUUCACAGCCUUGGAGCUGCUUGCAGGAUGAGGCCUAGAGACCUGGAAAAGAUGGUGUGGCAAAAAUGAGCUGAAUGUUGGAAGGACUCCCCCAGCUGAAACGCCAUCAGUGAGGGUUCAGUGAGGAGUCCCAAGAGAUGGGGAGUACAGAGGCCGUAGCUAGAAGUGUCAUGUCCUACGCACCUCUUAACAGGACACCACUUCUUGAGUAGAGCUCUCACUCAGCAGUGCAUCCCUACAUGUAUUUCUUACCUGGCCAGGCACCUUUGCUGUACCACUAGUUCAGUUUGUCUGUGGGGUCUUUAUGCAUUUCUUUAGCCUGUGAGACUGAGAGCUGUGGUGUAGCCUGCAAAGGAGUGCAUCAUACCCCUAUGGAGCAGCUCCACGGGUGGGAAGAACACCAGCCUCCCUCCUGCUGAGGAGAGGAAGGGUUGUCCUGCAGUAGCUUGGUAUGAAACAGGGAUUAUUUCAUUCUGGAAAAGAAACUGAGAGCUGCUUUCUUCCUCUGUGAUUGUGUCUAAUAUUUGUUCAAAUAAAUUCUUUUUUUAACGUCCA